Messenger RNA from Closterium sp. Naga37s-1, 6176 nucleotides. The record is from the annotation of a GenBank genome assembly. NCBI's taxonomy places the organism in Eukaryota, Viridiplantae, Streptophyta, Zygnematophyceae, Desmidiales, Closteriaceae.
CCCCAUUCUCACGCUUUCUAUCACCCCGCCUCAAUCUCCCGCUUUUCAUCCCCAUUCUCCCGCUUUCCAUCACCCCGCCCCAUUCUCCUGCUUUCCAUCACCCCGCCCCAUUCUCCCUCUUUCCAUCACCCCGCCCCAUUCUCCCUCCUUCCAUCACCCCGCCACAUUCUCCCUCCUUCCAUCACCCCGCCCCAUUCUCCCUCCUUCCAUCACCCUGCCCCAUUCUCCCGCUUUCCAUCACCCCGCCCCAUUCUCCCGCUUUCCAUCACCCCGCCCUAUUCUCCCUCCUUCCAUCACCCCGCCCCAUCCUCCCUCCUUCCAUCACCUUGCCCCAUUCUUUCGCUUUCUAUCACCCCGCCCCAUUCUUCUGCUUUCCAUCACCCAGCCCCAUUCUCCCGCUUUCCAUCACCCCGCCCCAUUCUCCCUCCUUCCAUCACCCCGCCCCAUUCUCCCUCCUUCCAUCACCCCGCCCCAUUCUCCCGCUUUCCAUCACCCCGCCGCAUUCUCCUGCUUUCCAUCACCCCGCCCCAUUCUCCCUCCUUCCAUCACCCCGCCCCAUUCUCCCUCCUUCCAUCACCUUGCCCCAUUCUCCCGCUUUCCAUCACCCCGCCCCAUUCUCCUGCUUUCCAUCACCCCGCCCCAUUCUCCCGCUUUCCAUCACCCCGCCCAAUUCUCCCUCCUUCCAUCACCCCGCCCCAUUCUCCCUCCUUCCAUCACCCCGCCCCAUUCUCCCGCUUUCCACCACCCCGCCCCAUUCUCCUGCUUUGCAUCACCCCGCCCCAUUCUCCCGCCUUUCAUCACCCCGCCCCAUUCUCCCUCCUUCCAUCACCCUGCCCCCUUCUCCCUCCUUCCAUAGCCCCGCCCCAUUCUCCCGCUUUCCAUCACCCCGCCCCAUUCUCCCGCUUUCCAUCACCCCGCCCCAUUCUCCCUCCUUCCAUCACCCCGCCCCAUUCUCCCUCCUUCCAUCACCCCGCCCCAUUCUCCCGCUUUUCAUCACCCCGCCCCAUUCUCCCUCUUUCCGUCACCCUGCCCCAUUCUCCCGCUUUCCGUCACCCCGCCCCAUUCUCCCACUUUCCAUCACCCCGCCCCAUUCUCCCACUUUCCAUCACCCCGCCCCACUCUCCCGCUUUCCAUCACCCCGCCCCACUCUCCCGCUUUCCAUCACCCCGCCCCAUUCUCCCGCUUUCCAUCACCCCACCCUAUUCUCCCGCUUUCCAUCACCCCGCCCCAUUCUCCCGCUUUCCAUCACCCCGCCCCAUUCUCCCGCUUUCCAUCACCCCGCCCCAUUCUCCCGCUUUCCAUCACCCUGCCCCAUUCUCCCGAUUUCCAUCACCCCGCCCCAUUCUCCCGCUUUCCAUCACCCCGCCCCAUUCUCCCUCUUUCCAUCACCCCAACCCAUUCUCCCGCUUUUCAUCACCCCGCCACAUUCUCCCUCCUUCCAUCACCCCGCCCCAUUCUCCCUCCUUCCAUCACCCUGCCCCAUUCUCCCGCUUUCCAUCACCCCGCCCCAUUCUCCCUCCUUCCAUCACCCCGCCACAUUCUCCCUCCUUCCAUCACCCCGCCCCAUUCUCCCGCUUUCCAUCACCCCGCCGCAUUCUCCUGCUUUCCAUCACCCCGCCCCAUUCUCCCUCCUUCCAUCACCCCGCCCCAUUCUCCCUCCUUCCAUCACCUUGCCCCAUUCUCCCGCUUUCCAUCACCCCGCCCCAUUCUCCUGCUUUCCAUCACCCCGCCCCAUUCUCCCGCUUUCCAUCACCCCGCCCAAUUCUCCCUCCUUCCAUCACCCCGCCCCAUUCUCCCUCCUUCCAUCACCCCGCCCCAUUCUCCCGCUUUCCAUAACCCCGCCCCAUUCUCCCGCUUUCCAUCACCCCGCCCCAUUCUCCCGCUUUCCAUCACCCCACCCUUUUCUCCCGCUUUCCAUCACCCCGCCCCAUUCUCCCGCUUUCCAUCACCCCGCCCCAUUCUCCCGCUUUCCAUCACCCUGCCCCAUUCUCCCGCUUUCCAUCACCCCGCCCCAUUCUCCCGCUUUCCAUCACCCCGCCCCAUUCUCCCGCUUUCCAUCACCCUGCCGCAUUCUCCUGCUUUCCAUCACCCCGCCCCAUUCUCCCUCCUUCCAUCACCCCGCCCCAUUCUCCCUCUUUCCAUCACCUUGCCCCAUUCUCCCGCUUUCCAUCACCCCGCCGCAUUCUCCUGCUUUCCAUCACCCCGCCCCAUUCUCCCUCCUUCCAUCACCCCGCCCCAUUCUCCCUCCUUCCAUCACCUUGCCCCAUUCUCCCGCUUUCCAUCACCCCGCCCCAUUCUCCUGCUUUCCAUCACCCCGCCCCAUUCUCCUGCUUUCCAUCACCCCGCCCAAUUCUCCCUCCUUCCAUCACCCCGCCCUAUUCUCCCUCCUUCCAUCACCCCGCCCCAUUCUCCCGCUUUCCAUAACCCCGCCCCAUUCUCCCGCUUUCCAUCACCCCGCCCCAUUCUCCCGCUUUCCAUCACCCCACCAUUUUCUCCCGCUUUCCAUCACCCCGCCCCAUUCUCCCGCUUUCCAUCACCCCGCCCCAUUCUCCCGCUUUCCAUCACCCUGCCCCAUUCUCCCGCUUUCCAUCACCCCGCCCCAUUCUCCCUCCUUCCAUCACCCCGCCCCAUUCUCCCUCCUUCCAUCACCUUGCCCCAUUCUCCCGCUUUCCAUCACCCCGCCGCAUUCUCCUGCUUUCCAUCACCCCGCCCCAUUCUCCCUCCUUCCAUCACCCCGCCCCAUUCUCCCUCCUUCCAUCACCUUGCCCCAUUCUCCCGCUUUCCAUCACCCCGCCCCAUUCUCCUGCUUUCCAUCACCCCGCCCCGUUCUCCCGCUUUCCAUCACCCCGCCCAAUUCUCCCUCCUUCCAUCACCCCGCCCCAUUCUCCCUCCUUCCAUCACCUUGCCCCAUUCUCCUGCUUUCCAUCACCCCGCCCCAUUCUCCUGCUUUCCAUCACCCCGCCCCAUUCUCCCGCUUUCCAUCACCCUGCCCAAUUCUCCCUCCUUCCAUCACCCCGCCCCAUUCUCCCUCCUUCCAUCACCCCGCCCCAUUCUCCCGCUUUCCACCACCCCGCCCCAUUCUCCUGCUUUGCAUCACCCCGCCCCAUUCUCCCGCCUUUCAUCACCCCGCCCCAUUCUCCCUCCUUCCAUCACCCUGCCCCCUUCUCCCUCCUUCCAUCGCCCCGCCCCAUUCUCCCGCUUUCCAUCACCCCGCCCCAUUCUCCCGCUUUCCAUCACCCCGCCCCAUUCUGCCUCCUUCCAUCACCCCGCCCCAUUCUCCCUCCUUCCAUCACCCCGCCCCAUUCCCCCGCUUUUUAUCACCCCGCCCCAUUCUCCCUCUUUCCGUCACCCUGCCCCAUUCUCCCGCUUUCCGUCACCCCGCCCCAUUCUCCCACUUUCCAUCACCCCGCCCCAUUCUCCCGCUUUCCAUCACCCCACCCCAUUCUCCCGCUUUCCAUCACCCUGCCCCAUUCUCCCGCUUUCCAUCACCCCGCCCCAUUCUCCCGCUUUCCAUCACCCCGCCCCAUUCUCCCGCUUUCCAUCACCCCGCCGCAUUCUCCUGCUUUCCAUCACCCCGCCCCAUUCUCCCUCCUUCCAUCACCCCGCCCCAUUCUCCCUCCUUCCAUCACCUUGCCCCAUUCUCCCGCUUUCCAUCACCCCGCCGCAUUCUCCUGCUUUCCAUCACCCCGCCCCAUUUUCCCUCCUUCCAUCACCCCGCCCCAUUCUCCCUCCUUCCAUCACCUUGCCCCAUUCUCCCGCUUUCCAUCACCCCGCCCCAUUCUCCUGCUUUCCAUCACCCCGCCCCAUUCUCCCGCUUUCCAUCACCCCGCCCCAUUCUCCUGCUUUCCAUCACCCCGCCCCAUUCUCCCACUUUCCAUCACCCCGCCCAAUUCUCCCUCCUUCCAUCACCCCGCCCCAUUCUCCCUCCUUCCAUCACCCCGCCCCAUUCUCCCGCUUUCCACCACCCCGCCCCAUUCUCCUGCUUUGCAUCACCCCGCCCCAUUCUCCCGCCUUUCAUCACCCCGCCCCAUUCUCCCUCCUUCCAUCACCCGGCCCCCUUCUCCCUCCUUCCAUCGCCCCGCCCCAUUCUCCCGCUUUCCAUCACCCCGCCCCAUUCUCCCGCUUUCCAUCACCCCGCCCCAUUCUGCCUCCUUCCAUCACCCCGCCCCAUUCUCCCUCCUUCCAUCACCCCGCCCCAUUCCCCCGCUUUCUAUCACCCCGCCCCAUUCUCCCGCUUUCCGUCACCCCGCCCCAUUCUCCCACUUUCCAUCACCCCGCCCCAUUCUCCCGCUUUCCAUCACCCCGCCACAUAUUCCCGCUUUCCAUCACCCCGCCCCACUCUCCCGCUUUCCAUCACCCCGCCCCAUUCUCCCGCUUUCCAUCACCCCACCCUAUUCUCCCGCUUUCCAUCACCCCGCCCCAUUCUCCCGCUUUCCAUCACCCCGCCCCAUUCUCCCGCUUUCCAUCACCCUGCCCCAUUCUCCCGCUUUCCAUCACCCCGCCCCAUUCUCCCGCUUUCCAUCACCCCGCCCCAUUCUCCCGCUUUCCAUCACCCCGCCCCAUUCUCCCUCCUUCCAUCACCCCGCCCCAUUCUCCCUCCUUCCAUCACCCCGCCCCAUUCUCCCGCUUUCCAUCACCCCGCCGCAUUCUCCUGCUUUCCAUCACCCCGCCCCAUUCUCCCUCCUUCCAUCACCCCGCCCCAUUCUCCCUCCUUCCAUCACCUUGCCCCAUUCUCCCGCUUUCCAUCACCCCGCCCCAUUCUCCUGCUUUCCAUCACCCCGCCCCAUUCUCCCGCUUUCCAUCACCCCGCCCAAUUCUCCCUCCUUCCAUCACCCCGCCCCAUUCUCCCUCCUUCCAUCACCCUGCCCCAUUCUCCCGCUUUCCAUAACCCCGCCCCAUUCUCCCGCUUUCCAUCACCCCGCCCCAUUCUCCCGCUUUCCAUCACCCCGCCCCAUUCUCCUGCUUUGCAUCACCCCGCCCCAUUCUCCCGCCUUUCAUCACCCCGCCCCAUUCUCCCUCCUUCCAUCACCCUGCCCCCUUCUCCCUCCUUCCAUCGCCCCGCCCCAUUCUCCCGCUUUCCAUCACCCCGCCCCAUUCUCCCGCUUUCCAUCACACCGCCCCAUUCUGCCUCCUUCCAUCACCCCGCCCCAUUCUCCCUCCUUCCAUCACCCCGCCCCAUUCCCCCGCUUUUUAUCACCCCGCCCCAUUCUCCCUCUUUCCGUCACCCUGCCCCAUUCUCCCGCUUUCCGUCACCCCGCCCCAUUCUCCCGCUUUCCAUCACCCCGCCCCAUUCUCCCGCUUUCCAUCACCCCGCCACAUAUUCCCGCUUUCCAUCACCCCGCCCCACUCUCCCGCUUUCCAUCACCCCGCCCCAUUCUCCCGCUUUCCAUCACCCCACCCUAUUCUCCCGCUUUCCAUCACCCCGCCCCAUUCUCCCGCUUUCCAUCACCCUGCCCCAUUCUCCCGCUUUCCAUCACCCCGCCCCAUUCUCCCGCUUUCCAUCACCCCGCCCCAUUCUCCCGCUUUCCAUCACCCCGCCCCAUUCUCCCUCCUUCCAUCACCCCGCCCCAUUCUCCCUCCUUCAAUCACCCUGCCCCAUUCUCCCUCCUUACAUCACCCCGCCCCAUUCUCCCGCUUUCCAUCACCCCGCCCCAUUCUCCCGCUUUCCAUCGCGCCGCCCCAUUCUCCCUCCUUCCAUCACCCUGCCCCAUUCUCCCUCCUUCCAUCACCCCGCUCCAUUCUCCCGCUUUCCAUCACCCCGCCCCAUUCUCCCGCUUUCCAUCACCCCGCCCCAUUCUCCCGCUUUUCAUCACCCCGCCCCAUUCUCCCGCUUUCCAUCACCCCGCUCCAUUCUCCCUCCUUCCAUAACCCUGCUCCAUUCUCCCUCCUUCCAUCACCCCGCUCCAUUCUCCCGCUUUCCAUCACUCCGCCCCAUUCUCCCGCUUUCCAUCACCCCGCCCCAUUCUCCCGCUUUUCAUCACCCCGCCCCAUUCUCCCGCUUUCCAUCACCCCGCUCCAUUCUCCCUCCUUCCAUAACCCUGCUCCAUUCUCCCUCCUUCCAUAACCCUGCUCCAUUCUCCCUCCUUCCAUCACCCCGCCUCAUUCUCCCUCCUUCCAUCACCCCGCCCCAUUCCCCCUCCUUCCAUCACCCCGCCCCAUUCUCCCGCUUUCCAUAA